AUGCACCUUAAUCCUCGACCGAGCCGCUGUUGUUGUAACAUCCAACAAUCGUUCUGGCUUCUGUCCAGUUUCUCCUCUUCCCUCUAUUACUCUGCAAGGCAAAGGAACUGUACGUGCAGGACGAAGGCGGGCUUUGGCCGCGAUGUCCACGUCACCGACAGAUCGUGGCUCUCUCCGAAACAAGACGUGGCUGAGCGGAGCCGGAGCCUGCUCAAGAACAGCGCAGCGAAGAAGAUAAAAGCGGAAAUUGUUUCGGCGCUCCCUCUGCUGACUAAAGAGAUCAUCGAUGAGCUGAUGCCUAACAAGGAUGGCAUAGAGGUGGUCAAGCUCGCCACCCGCGCCCUGGUGUACUUCCACGUCCCCACCAAGACCCCCCUCUUCUUCGACUCCGACGGCCGCAACAACCUCUUCCCCACCGUGUACGCCCUGUGGAGGGUCGGGCAAUUGGCAUCGACAACGCCAGGAGCGGCGGCGGCGGCGGCGGCGGGAGGCGGGGCGACGGCGGCGGGGACUGAGGCAGGCCGGUGUUGCCCUCCCCUCGUGGUCCACCCACCUGUCAGCAAGUUCCUUUUGAACGGAGCUGAUGUCAUGCUUCCAGGCGUCGUGGUACGGGAUCUGGCCUCGGUGGACUACGUGAUGGGGGAGAGGCGAUGCGUCAUGUCCAGCGGUAACCCCGAGCCGUACGCGGUGGGGGAAAUGAUCAAGGACAGAGAGGGCGUGGUGCACGGAGGCAUGACCGGGAAGGGGAUGAAGGUUGUGCAUUGCUACCUCGACUAUCUGUGGCAGAUGGGGUCUCAAACCCUGCCGAACGAAGGCUUUCGACCAGACGGGGUUUACCGAUUACCGUCGGCAGGAACACCGAUCUCGAACCAGGAGGAGCUCGUGGACGAUGGAGAGGUUGCCGACGAUUGGGAGGAUUUGUCGGACCCCGCUGCAGCGGCUGGGGCUGCUGGGGGAGGGGGGAGUGGCGGCGGCAGCGACGAAAAACCAGCGGCGGCGGUAGAGGGGCUCGGGUUGGACGGAGUCUCGCUUGAGGACCCAAUGGGGGAGGGGGAGGAGCAGGAGCAGGAAGCGGUGGAAGUGGUAAGCGAACGGCUGUACGCCGCGUUCCUGAACGGGCUGAAGAAGAGCCUCAAGGACGCGCAGCUGCCGAUGCUGGUCAGCACGUUCUACUCGUCCGUGUUGCUGCCGUCGAGGCCACCGGGAACCUCGAUCGACGUCAAGAAGACCAGCUACCGGAAGAUUUCCAACUUCUUGCAGGAGAUGGAAGGGAGGGGACUGGUCACCCUCGAGGUGACCAAGGGCGUGCAGUCGCUGGUGGGGGUGAACCGUGCCCAUCCCGACCUCCGCGCGUUCAAGGCCACCACCGUCACGGCGGCGGCUCAGGCUGCGGCGGACGCGGCCGCGCUUGCCGCGGCCGAGGCGGGGGGCGGAGGAGCGACGGCGGCGGCGACGGCGGCGGCGGGUGACGGAGAGACGUCCCUGAAAGCUUUCGAGCUGUUCAAGCUUUCCCACAACAUCAAGAAGAUGCUCGGGAGCGACGCGGCUUCGGCGAGAGGGAAGUUCGGCGAGUACCUUACCCCAGCAGAGGCUCGAGACGUCCUUUUCGGGUACAUCAGGGCGGAGGGCCUCGACCACCCGACGAACAAGUCGCUUGUCGUCCUGAACGGCCCUCUGUGCGACAACCUCUACAAGCCUAUGAACAAGAAGGCCGCAAGAGUGGAGUACCCUACGGAGGCCAAGAAGGCCGAGCUACCGCGCCGGUUCCUCGACCGACUGCAGCUGCACCAUGCCAUCCUCUUGCCGGGAAACCCGCACCCGUUCGUCGGAAGAGGAGGGAUCCCGUCCGUGUCGAUAGAAGUGGAGAAGCGACAAGGCAACAGGCAUGCGACCAAGGUGAGGGGGCUGGAGGCGUAUGGCAUCGACCCCUCCACGCUCGGGCGUCAAGUCCAGAAGCGCUUCGCGUGCAGCACGGCAGCGCAGCCGGCGCCGGGCACGAACGGGAAGUACCAAGAGCUGAUGCUGCAGGGACACCUGGCGUCCGAGCUAGAGGACCUGCUGUCGGAGGAGAUGGGCAUCCCGCGGCGGUUCUUAACCACCGGCUUCUCUAAGGGCGCCAAGCCGAGGAAGGCACGGUGAUGACGAUGGUUGGUGAUGUCGAUGAUGUCGACCCGUUGUGAAGUGGAGUAUUGUAGAAUUAUGAAGCCCUCCUUUUAUGGAUACAUCUAUGGAUGGAUACGCCGGAGAAGCUAGGAUAUCGCACGUGUCCUCCCGGAGCUGCGCCUCUUUUUCAUCGUGGAUCUUGGGGUAUUUUCUGGGACACCCCCAGGGCAUCAAGCCUUCGUUUGGCUCUGCGGCGGGCGCUAGGCGAUGAUGCCAUGGGGCGGGUUUCCGGUGCUCUUGUCGGUCGACGCUCCGAGGCCAUAGUUCCAGCAAUCAACAGCAGUGCGACGGCUUCUUUCUCCGUCCUUCGGCUUGCCGACGACAUGCAUGCGAAAUGCAUCCGCAUCA
This is a messenger RNA of Ectocarpus siliculosus, 2511 nucleotides long. The record is from the annotation of a GenBank genome assembly. Lineage: Eukaryota; Phaeophyceae; Ectocarpales; Ectocarpaceae.